Molecule: messenger RNA, 531 nt
Organism: Gadus macrocephalus (Pacific cod)
Lineage: Eukaryota; Metazoa; Chordata; Actinopteri; Gadiformes; Gadidae
Gene: nhlh2
Product: nescient helix loop helix 2
Biological process (GO): regulation of transcription by RNA polymerase II
Molecular function (GO): DNA-binding transcription factor activity, RNA polymerase II-specific; RNA polymerase II cis-regulatory region sequence-specific DNA binding; protein dimerization activity
Source: RefSeq, a predicted model, not a curated record
AGGGCGGGGUCCCGGGGGGGCGGCGGCGGCGGCGGCGGUGGGCGAGGAGGGGCCCGGCCCGCCCGCUCUCUCUCCCUCAGCCGGGAGGAGCGGCGGCGCCGUCGGCGGACCACCGCCAGGUACCGCUCGGCGCACGCCAGCCGGGAGCGCGUCCGCGUGGAGGCCUUCAACGGGGCGUUCGGCGACCUGCGGAACCUCCUCCCCAUCCUGCCGCCCGACAAGAAGCUCUCCAAGAUCGAGAUCCUGAGGCUGGCCAUGUGCUACAUCUCCUACCUUCGCCACGUGCUGGAGCUGUGAGGGUCCGGCAGCUCAGCGUGGAGGGUAGACCCCCCCCCCUCAGUAGGACUAGCGGGCCUCCGACCCGGUGGAGAUCCAUGCACGUGUGCGCUGCGAGCUGGACCAAUCGAAUGUCCUCCCUUCCUCACUGACUUCUAGUUCUCUAGUUCUCUGGUUCUGAGAUCACGGUCAUAAGAAAACAUGCAGGUUUAGGCCCAAUCCCAUUUCUACCCCUUACCCCUUCCCCUUACCCCU